Molecule: messenger RNA, 1368 nt
Organism: Symsagittifera roscoffensis
Lineage: Eukaryota; Metazoa; Xenacoelomorpha; Acoela; Convolutidae
Product: RNA-binding protein 34-like
Exons: 4
Coding region: 65-1243 (392 amino acids)
Molecular function (GO): RNA binding
Source: RefSeq, a predicted model, not a curated record
UUGUAUGUUUGAUGACGAAUGGCAUUGUUAAUUGAACAGGCCAGUUGAUGAAAACUUAGUGAAUAUGUCUGCCAAGAGUUUCCUCAGUGAUCUGAAAGACAAAGCAAGAGUUCUGCGCAAUACUCUCAAAAACUCAAGGCCGGCGCCUUCCAUCGAAGCUUUGAAUGAACCAUUCGAUUCCUCCUUUGACCGAGAACUAGAGUUUACUGGUCGGAAAAGGUCAAGUUCACAUAUUUCGAGCUCUUCCUGUCACAAAGAAUCAAAAAGUUUGUUGAGAGAAAAUGUUGGGGGAAAAGAGAAGCCAAGUCUCAAAAAUAGACCCAAGAAACAGAAAAUAGAUCCAAAAGUGUUUGCACACGAAGACUCCAAAUUAGCCCAACUGGAUACACAGGCUGUGAAGGAUGUGAAAUUGCAGCCCAGUUUCCGACAGUCGAGGAAAGACUUCAAGAGCAUGCGGGAAGAGAGGGAGGGGGAGGAGAGUAGACGGACUCUGUUUCUGGGAAACUUCCCUCUAGCUGUGAAGCAGCAGGAGCUGAAGAAACUCUGCGGAGCUUUUGGACAAGUGUGCAGUAUCAGAUUCCGCAACAUUUUCGGCAGCAGGGACAACAUGUCCAAGGGGGUGGCAGCCAGACGGAUGUCCUUCAGCGACUCAGUUACUCACUGUUGUGUCUAUGUGGUGUUUUCAGAAGCAAAGGCCGCAACCGAGGCAGCCAAACACUUCAAUGGGUUGAAAUUAGGAAACAGACACUUGAAUGCUAACUUGGCAUGCGACAAGCACACGUGCAAUGCAAGGAUGUCGGUGUUUGUGUCGCAACUACCGAGGGACUCGGACGAGGAGGAAGUGCGUCUCUCCUUCAGACAGUUUGGGGAGAUAGUGUCUGUGAGGCUGAUCAGAGACAGUGGUAGUGGAGAGUGCAAGGGACUGGGCUAUGUGCAGUUCAACUCACAGGAACCACUCAUGCUCUGUCUCAAAGCACAGCAGCACUUCUUCAGAAACAAACGCAUCAAGGUUGCCAGGUGUUUCAAGAAAGAAAAGAUGAACAAGAACAAAAACCAACAGGGAACAUUUUACACGCAAGACCUCUCAAACAGCAGCCGAAGUGCAAAGUCUGGCAGCAAUUUUAAUGGAACAGACAAAAAGAAAGCGCAGUAUGUGAAAAACAAAGCGAGUGGUAAAUCGAAAGAGAAAACACCGAUGGCGUCGAAGAAGAAUGUGAAGAAACACAAGAGCUCUCUCAUUUGAUUGAGUUGGUUUUGAUGAUUUUCCGUAAAUGAAAUAUAUUUCUUUAGGCUGUCUAUUUAGCCAAAACGUCAAAUCCUGACCACAAAUUUUGAAAUGUAUCAAGAAACGUGACAUUAGUCUUCAAA